AUGUCCAGCCCUUCGAGACCCUCCAACGAUGCGUCGUCCCCGCUGCCAACCGGUGAUCCGAACCCGCCGACCUAUGCCUCCUUCACUCCCUCCACCCUCGGCCAGUCCACGCCGCAGACCAAGUUGAGAUCCGCGAUAUUGGUGCACCAGAAGUCCCCUCUGCUUGCUGCUACACCGCCUCAGAUCACCCGUGUUCUUGCGUACUCGCACCCUUUCAUCCUGCCGUUGAACAAACUGGUUGGGCUGUUAACAUGGACAACCGGAGACCCGUGGGAGAGCUUCCUCUUGGUUGCCAGCUUCUGGGCGAUAGUCAUGUAUGGUGAUGCUGUGACGAGAUAUGCCGGGCCGAUCAUUGUGGUGUCAGGCUUGAUCUUGGGCAUGUACACUCGAAGAUACUCGCCACUCUCGUCGACUGGGUGGACUGGUGAGAAAGGGCAGAAAGUCCAUAAGAGAGCGGAAUCUGAGAGCGACAUCAAGCACCACAAAAGCUUGGAAGACAUCGUCGACAUGUCGCUCAGCUGGCACUCGCGGCCCGCACGUGUGACUCGUACUCUCAUGUGGAGAUCGAGAAUGGUCCGCAAGACAUGUGCCUUCCUCACUGGCCUGGACUUUGGCGACACCAUCUCUGCAGACAAAAAGGGAGCACCACCACUCCCUCCCCGCAAAAAGAGCACGCAAGAAGUGGCAGCAUCUCUGGCAGCUAAGCGCCGCCCAGAAUCAACCGGCGUGCGCUUUACCUUCUCCAUCUACGAGAAUCAACGGCGCUGGCUGGGCAUCGGUUGGACAUCCUCCAUGCUCGCCUACGAACGCGCCUCCUGGACCGACGAACACCUCAACGCGGUCCCACCGAAAGACCAAUUCGAGCUCCCCGAAGUUGAAGGCGGCCAAUCCCGCUGGCGCUGGGUGCAAGGCAGCAGCUGGAAAAUCGAGACGGGCGGCGACACCAAAACCACCACCAAGGACGAUGCAGGAUGGAUAUACUAUGAUAACAAGUGGCGUGAUGGACGCAGAGGCCUCGAUGGCUGGGGGCGGUAUACGCGCAGGAGGAAAUGGUACCGCGAUGCUGAACUCGUGGAGUCUACGCCGUCGACAGAAGUCACGCCUGUUCCGACGCCCAAGCAUGCGCCUGUUGAUGACGACCAACUUGCCAAGUUCCCGUCUAAUCUCAGCGUGUCGACGGCAGAUACGACGCUGGUCGAUGACGCGGCAAGCGUGGUGUCGGACACUGAUGCUGCGAGUACGAAGAGUAAGAGGAGCUGGUUCAAGAAGAAAAGAAGGAGUAAGAGCACGAGUGGGAGUGUGAGUGGGAUCACGGUGGCGAGCGCGGGGACGGAGGGGAGUAGACGGAGUGAGGAGGAGGAUGUCCAUAGUCCGCUUGAGAGGACGAGGGAGGACGAUUGGAGAGGCGUGGAUGACAUUAGGCAACAUCUUGAUAUUUAG
Parastagonospora nodorum SN15 is the source of this 1440-nucleotide messenger RNA. RefSeq lists its product as hypothetical. The record is from RefSeq and is a predicted model, not a curated record. Gene Ontology annotation, biological process: peroxisome organization. Gene Ontology annotation, cellular component: peroxisomal membrane. The transcript has 3 exons. Bases 1 to 1440 code for a protein of 479 amino acids. NCBI's taxonomy places the organism in Eukaryota, Fungi, Ascomycota, Dothideomycetes, Pleosporales, Phaeosphaeriaceae.